CCGGAGCCGGGGGCUCGGGCGCCCUCCGGCCCGCGUCCGCGCGCGGCCACAUGGCUUGGCUCCGCGCGCUGCUGUCCUGCCUGCUGCCCCUGCACUGUGCGCUCUGUGCCGCCGUGGGCAGCCGGACCCCAGCAGAACCGCGUCUCUCUGGAAAGCUCCGUGACUAUGGUGUGACAGUGCCAUGCAGCACGGAUUUUCGGGGACGCUUCCUCUCCCACGUGCUGUCUGGGCCGGCAGCAGCCUCCGCAGGGAGUGCAGUAGCGGAGGGACCACCCGCACCGCAGUCGCCCUCGGGUCACCUCCGGGUGGCCCGCAGCCUCCUGGACCUGGACGGGGCCACCCUGCAGCCUGGCCGGGUGGGGCGCCCCUCCCUCUACUUCAAUGUCACAGUUUUUGGGGAGGAACUACAUUUGCGCCUGCGGCCCAACCGACGGCUGGUGGUGCCCGGAGCCUCGGUGGAAUGGCAGGAGGAUUUUCGGGAGCUAUUCCGACAGCCCCUGCGGCGGGAGUGUGUCUACACCGGGGACGUCACGGGCAUGCCAGGGGCAGCUGUCGCCAUCAGCAACUGCGACGGAUUGGCGGGCCUCAUCCGCACGGACAGCAGCGACUACUUCAUCGAGCCCCUGGAGUGGGGGCAGCAGGAGCGGGAGGCCGGCGGGAGGACGCACGUGGUGUACCGCCGGGAGGUCGUCCGGCAGGAGUGGGCCGAGCCCGGCGGGGACCUUCACAAUGAAGCCUUCGGCCUGGGCGACCUCCCCAACCUGCUGGGCCUGGCAGGGGAGAAGCUGGGCGACGGGGAGCGGAAGCGGCGGCACGCCAAGGCGGGCGGCUACAGCAUCGAGGUGCUGCUGGUGGUGGACGACUCGGUGGUGCGCUUCCACGGCAGGGAGCACGUGCAGAACUAUGUCCUCACCCUCAUGAACAUCGUGGAUGAGAUUUACCACGAUGAGUCCCUGGGGGCCCACAUAAACAUCGCGCUGGUCCGCUUGAUCAUGGUCGGCUACCGACAGUCUCUGAGCCUGAUCGAGCGUGGGAACCCCUCUCGCAGCCUGGAGCAGGUGUGUCGCUGGGCGCACUCUCAGCAGCGCCAGGAUCCCAGCCACGCAGAGCACCACGACCACGUGGUCUUCCUCACCCGGCAGGACUUCGGGCCCUCAGGUACGCCAGGGUAUGCACCUGUCACUGGCAUGUGCCACCCCCUGAGAAGCUGUACCCUCAACCACGAGGAUGGCUUCUCCUCAGCCUUUGUGGUGGCCCACGAGACUGGCCACGUGCUCGGCAUGGAGCAUGACGGUCAGGGCAACGGCUGUGCCGACGAGACCAGCCUGGGCAGUGUCAUGGCGCCCCUGGUGCAGGCUGCCUUCCACCGCUUCCACUGGUCCCGCUGCAGCAAAGUGGAGCUCAGCCGCUAUUUGCCCUCCUACGACUGCCUUCUCGAUGACCCCUUUGCACCCGCCUGGCCCCGGCCUCCGGAGCUGCCGGGCAUUGGCUACUCCAUGGACGAGCAGUGCCGCUUUGACUUCGGCUCUGGAUACCACACCUGCUCUGCGUUCCAGACCUUCGAGCCCUGCAAGCAGCUAUGGUGCAGCCACCCCGACAACCCGUACUUCUGCAAGACCAAGAAGGGGCCCCCCCUGGAUGGCACCGAGUGUGCGCCGGGCCAGUGGUGUUUCAAAGGUCACUGCAUCUGGAAGUCGCUGGAGCAGGCUUACGGCCAGGAUGGAGGCUGGAGCUCCUGGACCAAGUUCGGGUCAUGUUCACGGUCAUGUGGGGGCGGGGUUCGAUCCCGCAGCCGGAGCUGUGACAAUCCCCCCCCAGCCUAUGGAGGCCGCCUGUGUUCAGGGCCCGAGUUCCAGUACCAGAUAUGCAACAGCGAGGAGUGCCCGGGGCCCUACGAGGACUUCCGGGCCCAGCAGUGUGCCAAGCGCAACUCUUACUACGUCCACCAGAAUGCCAAGCACAGCUGGCUCCCCUAUGAGCCUGAAGAUGAUGCCCAGAAGUGUGAGCUGAUCUGCCAGUCAGAGGACACAGGGGACGUGGUCUUCAUGAACCAGGUGGUCCAUGAUGGGACACGCUGCAGCUACCGGGACCCGUACAGCGUCUGUGCCCGCGGCGAGUGUGUGCCCGUUGGCUGUGACAAGGAGGUGGGAUCCAUGAAGACAGAUGACAAGUGCGGGGUCUGUGGCGGCGACAACUCUCACUGCAGGACUGUGAAGGGGACACUGGGCAAGGCCUCCAAGCAGGCAGGAGCUCUCAAACUGGUACAGAUCCCCGCGGGUGCCAGGCACAUCCAGAUUGAGGAGCUGGAGAAGAUCCCCCACCACAUUGCGGUGAAGAACCAGGUCACAGGCAGCUUCAUCCUCAACCCCAAGGGCAAGGAAGCAGUGAGCCGGACCUUUACUGCAAUGGGCCUGGAGUGGGAGUACGUCGUGGAGGAUGCCAAGGAAAGCCUCAAGACCAGUGGGCCCCUGCCUGAAGCCAUUGCCGUCCUGGUGCUCCCCCCAGCUGAGGGUGGCCCCCGCAGCAGCCUGGCCUACAAAUACAUCAUCCAUGAGGACCUACUGCCUCUUAUCGGGAGCAACAACGUGCUCCUGGAGGAGACAGACACCUACGAGUGGGCGCUCAAGAGCUGGGCCCCCUGCACCAAGGCCUGCGGAGGAGGGAUCCAGUUUACCAAAUACGGCUGCCGGCGCCGGCGCGACCACCACAUGGUCCAGCGGCACCUGUGCGACCACAGGAAGAGGCCCAAGCCCAUCCGCCGGCGCUGCAAUCAGCACCCAUGUGCCCAGCCCGCGUGGGUGACGGAGGAGUGGGGUGCCUGCAGCCGGAGCUGUGGGAAGCUGGGGGUGCAGAUCCGGGGGGUGCAGUGCCUGCUGCCCCUCUCCAACGGUACCCACAAGGCCAUGCCGGCCAAGGCCUGCCCUGGAGACCGGCCCGAGGCCCGGCGGCCCUGCUUCCGCGUGCCCUGUCCAGCCCAGUGGCGCAUGGGAGCCUGGUCCCAGUGCUCUGCCACCUGCGGAGAGGGCAUCCAGCAGCGACAGGUGGUGUGCCGGACCAACGCCAACAGUCUCGGGCAAUGUGAGGGGGACAAGCCAGACACUGUUCAGGUCUGCAGCCUGCCCGCCUGUGCAGGAAAUCUCCAGAACUUUACAGUGAAUGCCAACAUUCGGGAACUUGUGACCCCAGAAGGACAGUGGGUGCCACAGUCUGGGCCCCUACAUCCCAUUAACAAGACAUCAUCAACGGAGCCCUGCGUGGGGGACCAGUCCAUCUUCUGCCAGAUGGAAGCGCUCGAUCGCUACUGCUCCAUCCCCGGCUACCACCGGCUGUGCUGUGAGUCCUGUACCAAGAAGGCCCUGGGCCCCAACACCAGCCCGGAUGCGGGCCUGGCCUCACCACCACCCUUCUCCACUCCUGGGAGCCCUCUGCUGGGAUCUGAGGCCCCUCCGGAUGCCGUGGAGGCCACUGUGGGGCCAACAGGAUCAGAGGACCGUCAGCAUGCCCAGCCCACUCAGCUCCCGAGACCUCUGGGCACCAGCUCCCCGGUGACCCAGCACCGCUCCCCUCCCCAGAAUCUGAGCCCUCGAGCAUCCUGGGGCACUUCCCCCAGAGCCCCCCGGGGACUGCCUUGGGGCUGGACCGGGGCACCUGUGCCCAUCUCCGAGGAUAAAGGGCAGCUCAGGGAAGACCCGAAGCCCCCAGGCACCGGCCUCCCCACCACCUCCCUGGUCACCUGAACCCCAGCUGUCCUCUCCCGCCGGUCAAGUUUACACUGUGUGCCGCCUCAGAGACCCCCGGCUCGGAGGACGCACAGCGGGGCAGGGCGAACACAGACUUCCUUUUAAAUUAUUUGCCUUCUUGUUGUUCUGGUUUGGGGCUGUGACACUUCACCCCUGGAAGCGGGUGCGUGAGGAAGAAGAUCGGAGCGCCCCGCACCGGAGAUACCUCAGCCGGGAGCCGGGGCGACGCACCCACACCCGAAGCUCUCGGGGGCUCCUGUCUGCCUCCUGGCAGGACUGGGGGCCGGCCAGCCCCUCCUCCUCACGGCCACACCGUGGGGCCCCACACUGGAUCCUUCCAGCCGCCUGCCUUUGCCAGACGUGUGGGGACCACUGUGGAGGCCCUGCGUGUCUGGCCCGUCUGCCCAGAGAGGCCAAGUGGGACAGGGAAGGCGAGGAGGACUCUCAGGGGCUGA
Molecule: messenger RNA, 4195 nt
Organism: Ailuropoda melanoleuca (giant panda)
Lineage: Eukaryota; Metazoa; Chordata; Mammalia; Carnivora; Ursidae
Gene: ADAMTS14
Product: ADAM metallopeptidase with thrombospondin type 1 motif 14
Exons: 22
Coding region: 51-3737 (1228 amino acids)
Biological process (GO): extracellular matrix organization; proteolysis
Cellular component (GO): extracellular matrix
Molecular function (GO): metalloendopeptidase activity
Source: RefSeq, a predicted model, not a curated record